Ceratosolen solmsi marchali is the source of this 929-nucleotide messenger RNA. RefSeq names its product 1,4-alpha-glucan-branching enzyme-like. Gene Ontology annotation, molecular function: 1,4-alpha-glucan branching enzyme activity; cation binding. Lineage: Eukaryota; Metazoa; Arthropoda; Insecta; Hymenoptera; Agaonidae. The coding region runs from base 40 to 834 and encodes 264 amino acids. The record is from RefSeq and is a predicted model, not a curated record. The transcript has 4 exons. Gene Ontology annotation, biological process: glycogen biosynthetic process. Gene Ontology annotation, cellular component: cytoplasm.
AUAGAUGAAGGAGGCUUUGGCUUCGAUUAUCGAUUAGGAAUGGCAAUUCCAGAUAAAUGGAUUAAACUUCUUAAAGAAGUAAAAGAUGAAAAUUGGAAUAUGGGUGAUAUAGUUUGGACAUUAACUAAUCGUAGAUAUAUGGAAAAAACAGUAGCUUACGUUGAGUCUCAUGAUCAAGCUCUUGUUGGCGAUAAAACCAUAGCAUUUUGGUUAAUGGAUAAAAAGAUGUACACACAUAUGAGUGUUUUGAGCCCUCCAAAUUAUGUGAUAAAUCGAGGAAUUGCAUUACACAAUAUGAUAACUCUUAUAACACAUUCAUUAGGUGGAGAAGCGUAUUUAAAUUUUAUUGGCAAUGAAUUUGGACAUCCUGAAUGGUUAGAUUUUCCUCGCAAGGGUAAUAAUAAUAGUUAUCAUUACGCUAGGCGUCAAUGGCAUUUAGUAGAUGAUGAGAAUUUAAAAUAUAAAUUUAUGAACAAAUGGAAUUCAGCAAUUAAUGCUUUAGAAGAAAUUUAUGGAUGGCUUCAUUCUAGUCCUGGAUAUGUAUCCUGGAAACACGAAGAUGAUAAAAUAAUUGUGUUUGAACGCGCUGGUUUAGUUUUUAUUUUUAAUUUUCAUCCAGACAAAUCUUUUCCUGAUUAUCCAGUUGGAGUAAAUCGAGCUGGGACCUAUAAAGUAAUCUUAAAUAGUGAUGAUCUCCAAUUUGGUGGAGAAAAUCGCGUAGAUUCAAAAGUUUUGCAUUUUACGAUACCUGAGACAUUUGCUAAUAGAUCAUGUAAAAUGUUUGUGUAUAUACCAUGUCGUUGUGCAAUUGUUUAUAAACUCUUGGAUGAUUAAAUUUGAAGGAGAAUUACAGAAUUACAAAAUCUACUUGGUUUUGUAAGAUAUUUGAGAAUAAUUAAAAUAUUUUUUAAAGAUUUUAUUACAAUGAA